AUGAUGCGAGGAGAGUCAGGUUUGGGGUGGGACGAAAGAAAUAAGACUAUUGCGGCAGAUCACGAUUGGUGGGAACAAAAAAUAAAGGAAAAUGAAAAUUUUCGAAAAUUCAAGAACAAAGAUCUGUCCAUCAUAUGGUUUCGCUAUGAUGGCUUGUUCUCUGAUAUUGCAGCAACUGGGGAAAGAGCACGAGCUUCAUGUCAAUACGAAGAUCCAACCCAACUUUCGAGUACUGAUAAAGAGGAUGAUGCAAUUGACAACACUCAAGAAAUACAUGAUUAUGGAGAGUCAUUCGCUAGGGAGAAUACUCCCAAUUAUGUCAGAAUUGGUGACGAUUUGUUUCUAGAACCAAGCUGGCAACGAGAGACAACCCCGAGUGCUAAAAGGGUUAGGAAGGAAAAGAUGUCCAGUGCCGCUAUGUUGAGAACAAAUAUUGAAGAAUUGAUGCAAUUAUAUUCGAAUAGCACAAAUACUUCACACUCAAAUGCAGGACCAGAUGCAUAG
This is a messenger RNA of Diospyros lotus (date-plum), 504 nucleotides long. RefSeq lists its product as uncharacterized. The coding region runs from base 1 to 504 and encodes 167 amino acids. The transcript is spliced from 2 exons. Lineage: Eukaryota; Viridiplantae; Streptophyta; Magnoliopsida; Ericales; Ebenaceae. The record is from RefSeq and is a predicted model, not a curated record.